Messenger RNA from Passer domesticus (house sparrow), 1319 nucleotides. It is a transcript of the gene SUCLG1, whose product is annotated as succinate-CoA ligase GDP/ADP-forming subunit alpha. The transcript has 9 exons. The record is from RefSeq and is a predicted model, not a curated record. Gene Ontology annotation, biological process: tricarboxylic acid cycle. Gene Ontology annotation, cellular component: mitochondrion; succinate-CoA ligase complex (ADP-forming). Gene Ontology annotation, molecular function: succinate-CoA ligase (GDP-forming) activity; succinate-CoA ligase (ADP-forming) activity. Lineage: Eukaryota; Metazoa; Chordata; Aves; Passeriformes; Passeridae. Bases 97 to 1092 code for a protein of 331 amino acids.
CCGUGCCUACAACCCCCAGAAGGCCGCGCGGAGCCGCUUCCGCCGCCGGGGCGGGCCGAGUUCGGGGCCGCCGCCGCCGUCAUUGCGGACGGGACGAUGUCUCGCUGCAGCCCCGCCGCCGCCCGCCUGCUCGGCCGCUUCCUCCGCCUUCAACAGAAUGGAGUCCGACACUGCUCCUACACAGCAUCCAGGAAAAACCUGUAUGUUAACAAGAACACAAAGGUUAUCUGUCAGGGUUUUACAGGCAAACAGGGCACCUUUCACAGCCAGCAGGCAUUGGACUAUGGCACCAAUCUAGUUGGAGGAAUUUCUCCAGGGAAAGGGGGAAAAACUCAUCUAGGUCUGCCUGUGUUUAAUUCUGUGAAGGAGGCCAAAGAACAAACGGGUGCUUCAGCCACUGUCAUCUACGUCCCUCCCCCAUUUGCUGCUGCUGCCAUCAACGAGGCCAUCGAUGCAGAGAUGCCCCUGGUGGUGUGCAUCACUGAGGGCAUCCCCCAGCAGGACAUGGUGCGCGUCAAACACCGGCUGCUGCGGCAGAACAAGACCCGCCUGGUGGGCCCCAACUGCCCCGGGGUCAUCAACCCUGGAGAAUGUAAAAUUGGUAUCAUGCCUGGUCACAUUCACAAGAAAGGAAGAAUUGGUAUUGUGUCAAGAUCUGGAACCCUGACAUACGAAGCUGUUCAUCAGACAACACAAGUUGGGUUGGGGCAGUCUUUUUGUGUUGGUAUUGGAGGUGAUCCCUUCAAUGGAACUAAUUUUAUUGACUGCCUUGAUGUCUUCCUGAAGGAUCCUCAUACUGAGGGGAUCAUAUUGAUUGGGGAGAUUGGAGGAAAUGCUGAAGAAGAUGCAGCAGCAUUUUUGAAAGAAAAUAAUGCCGGCCCCAAUGCCAAGCCAGUGGUGUCCUUCAUAGCUGGCCUGACAGCUCCUCCGGGCCGGCGGAUGGGCCACGCUGGAGCCAUCAUUGCUGGGGGCAAAGGGGGAGCCAAGGAGAAGAUUGCAGCCCUCCAGAGUGCAGGGGUUGUGGUCAGCAUGUCCCCUGCUCAGCUGGGCAGCACCAUCUACAAGGAGUUUGAGAAAAGGAAAUUGCUGUAAGAGAAGACACUUUGGAAUACUUUCUCCAAAACACCAGUGCAGCACCCGGCCUCCGCUUAUCUUCUGUCUGCUAAUCUUCAGUUGCCCCAAUGUCUUGACAUUGGUCAAUGAAUUUGACUGGGAAGCCAUAAACCUCCUGGCUAAACCUGUUUUGGUGUCUCCUUGUUUCAGACGUUGUCACCCUGUUGUAAAUCACAGCAAAUUAAUAAAUCUACUACUAAAUCUGA